GGACCGCGCAGCCUGAGGCGGUCCAGGGUCUCGGGAAUCCAAGCGUGAGCCGCUCUUUCCCCCGAAUUUGAGCAGCCCCAACCGGCGGUGGGCUGCAAUGCCGAACUUCAGUUUGUAGGGGGUCCGGAGCCGAAGGGGUUAAAACAGACGACUCCCUCCACACACUCCUCCCCACCCACCCACCCCGCCGCCUCCUGCACCCGUCCGGCCAGCCAGCCAUGGGCGGCAGAGAUCACCUGUUCAAAGUGCUGGUGGUGGGGGACGCCGCGGUGGGCAAGACGUCGCUCGUGCAGCGGUACUCGCAGGACAGCUUCAGCAAACACUACAAGUCCACAGUGGGAGUGGAUUUUGCUCUGAAGGUUCUCCAGUGGUCUGACUCUGAGAUGGUGCGGCUCCAGCUGUGGGAUAUUGCAGGGCAGGAGCGUUUCACCUCCAUGACUCGACUGUACUAUCGAGAUGCGUCAGCCUGCGUUAUUAUGUUUGACGUUACCAACGCCACGACCUUCAGCAAUAGCCAGAGAUGGAAACAGGACUUGGACAGCAAGCUCACCCUGCCUAACGGAGAGCCUGUGCCCUGCCUGCUCUUGGCCAACAAAUGUGACCUGUCCCCUUGGGCAGUGAGCAGAGACCAGGUUGACCGGUUCAGUAAAGAGAAUGGUUUCACGGGCUGGACAGAAACAUCAGUCAAGGAGAACAAAAAUAUUAAUGAGGCCAUGAGAGUCCUCAUUGAGAAGAUGAUGAGCAAUUCCAGAGAAGAUAUGUCUUUAUCCACCCAAGGGGACUAUAUCAAUCUACAGACCAAGCCCACCUCCAGCUGGGCCUGCUGCUCAUAGCAUCCGGCUUGUUUUCCUUCCUACGUUAAGGGGGUCUUUCCAUCUCUUCCCUUCAGAUGCCCACCCAGCAAUCUUGUUAAGCACAUUUGAACUGUCUCCUUCAAGCUGUCCAGAAGGAGGAUCAUCGUCACUAAGGAAACACCUGGGACUCGUGUGUGUUUCUGCAUCUGUCCGCAAGCUCCCGCUUGCUGCUGGCUCCCGGGGCUCAGUCCCUUCCAUAUAAAGAAGAUCACCUCAUCCCUCAAUUUGUGAUCUAGGGUUUUGUGGGGAGCACUAGGGAUCAGCACCUGUGGUUUAAGGAUCCUAAUUCCCACUUGUUUUUGCAUUUCUUUUUCCAUUUGUUUUAUGUGGGUAUCUCAGUCUUAUAUGACUUCAGAUUUCGAGGAAAAUGAGAACAAAGGGCAUUUUCCAAAUUCAGUGUAGGUUAUUUCUUUCAGAUUCUUUCUGUCUUGGACUUUGAAUUUAAACCUCUUGAUUCUGAGACAGGCAAGGAGUGGGGCUGGAUAUCCAUGGGUCAUGGGUCACAGGAGGUAACCCAAAAGUCACAGCAUUGUUGAAGCGUCUCAAGUCAUAAUUGGCUUUCUCUUGUCUUGGCUUCAAGAAUAGUCAAGCUUUUAAACUA
Messenger RNA from Neogale vison (American mink), 1455 nucleotides. It is a transcript of the gene RAB29, whose product is annotated as RAB29, member RAS oncogene family. Bases 219 to 833 code for a protein of 204 amino acids. Gene Ontology annotation, biological process: vesicle-mediated transport. Gene Ontology annotation, cellular component: Golgi apparatus; trans-Golgi network; vesicle. Gene Ontology annotation, molecular function: GTPase activity; GTP binding. The transcript is spliced from 6 exons. Lineage: Eukaryota; Metazoa; Chordata; Mammalia; Carnivora; Mustelidae. The record is from RefSeq and is a predicted model, not a curated record.